Molecule: messenger RNA, 1008 nt
Organism: Homalodisca vitripennis (glassy-winged sharpshooter)
Lineage: Eukaryota; Metazoa; Arthropoda; Insecta; Hemiptera; Cicadellidae
Exons: 5
Coding region: 130-1008 (292 amino acids)
Source: RefSeq, a predicted model, not a curated record
UUCUGAAUUAAUUGUUUAUUUUGUUGGCUAAUUUUAAAUUUCAAAGGCUAAAAUAGUGUUAUAAGAAGCAAUAGCACUCAAUUAUUUAACAUUAUUUUAAAAGCUCCUGAUUUGUUGUGUGUCAUAAACAUGGAGGCUGAACAUACAGGAGGUAUUUUAGAAGGUAGUGAAGGCGUUGGUAUUGAUAUUAUAAAUGCUGAAGUUGUAAUUGUUCAACAAGAAAAUGUCAAUAUAAUGGACAUAACAGUGGAAACUCCACAAAAUGUGGAACAAGUAGAGUUGGUAGAAGAGAUGCCUGGCCCUUUGGCAAAGAAAAGGAAGAAAAACGAAAGAGCAUGGAAGAAAACUGUUGCAAAAGUUGCUAGACACCGCCCGAAGGGAUUUCCACAGAUGCCUAGUUGUAAACAUUCGGCCAAAAGUAAGUACCGCUGCGCAGAACUUUCCCUGCAGGAUGUUAGAAAGAUACAUCAGCAAUACUAUAAAGACGCUGACCUUCAAUCAAAGAAGAAUUUUAUUCUUCAGCACGUCAUUGUUUCCUCAGCAAAAAGGACUCGUCUUCCAGAAGGUAUCAAAUCAAAAAGAAAUGUAAGUACUGACUUUUUCUUACCUAAAAUGAGGAACAACAAAACUGAGAAUGUUAAAGUAUGUCGGGCAGCACUACUUACAAUUGUGCAAGAGAGAAAUCCAGAUCUUAUUGGACUGUCGCCGUUAUCGAUGAAGAAGAAGCUGCUAUGUGAGAGGCAUUUCCGACAAUGUGACAUUCUACCUAGUGGUCGACUCGUCCAUAAUGCUGUACCUAUACAGUAUUCUUCAGAGGAAAAAGAGCCAACUCCAGGUCCUUCACAUCAAACUUCUCCUUCUCCUCGUGUGAAACAUGACAGUGAUAACGAUCCUGACUUCAAUCCGAUCAACGAGGACUCAGGCGAUAGUUCCGAUGAAGGUGUAUUUCGAGUCGCUAAGACACUGCAAGACAGACAAAUGACAGACAUACGAUACGCCUCCUACUGA